Messenger RNA from Paecilomyces variotii, 1971 nucleotides. RefSeq lists its product as hypothetical. NCBI's taxonomy places the organism in Eukaryota, Fungi, Ascomycota, Eurotiomycetes, Eurotiales, Thermoascaceae. The coding region runs from base 241 to 1779 and encodes 512 amino acids. The record is from RefSeq and is a predicted model, not a curated record. The transcript is spliced from 3 exons.
UUUCUCUUUCUUUUCCCUAUCCGAUCUGGUAUCCGAUGUGCGUACCUAGUCUCUCUAGGUUACACUACUGUAGAAAAUCCGGGGAUUUUGUUUACCCGUGACAUUUCAAGAACUACCAGAGUAAUUGAAUCUUGUACUCUAUUGCAUAUAUGCUAAACAAGGUUUGCUAAAUCACAAGUAUUAGCAGCCUAUGUCGCUGCAAUAAUCAUUUUUUUAUUCAUUGGGUCUUACCCCGCCACUAUGGCACAUGCUAUUGAGUAUCCAGAUGCUAUCACUAAUGAGGUGUCUCUAAGGACAGCGCAGCUUGAACUAACCUUUGAGAAAUCACUCGCUUUGACAAAGCAGCUUAUCGCUAACGACAGUCUUCGGACGCUACGCGUUGAACAAGUGCUUCUGGAAGCCGAUAACGAUGGGCUGCGAAGCCAGUUGGAAAUCGCAGACGCCAGUACUACUGCUGCGCUGCAAGCUGAAACGAAUCUACAUGAAACCCUCAAUGAUGCUUUCAACGAAAUUACGCGUUUACAAAGUGCUCUGCGAGCCGAGUGUGAGGAGAUCGAACGUUUGAAAAUUGCCUCAUCCAGUGAUACCUCGCACGAAUCGAAACGACUGGCAGAAGAAAAUAAGCGUAUGGUGAAGGAGCUGUCGAGCCUGCGACCAGAACUCGAGCGUCUUAGGGCGCGAAGUGCCUCACACGAGACAUUGCUUUCAGAAAAACUGUCCCUCGAACAACAACUGAAGUCCUUAGAGUCUCAGCUAAAGAAUGAAAGACGCGCAGCCGAGCGCACACGGGCCGGGGAUAAUGGCGGAACAGCUGAAGAAAUAACCAAAUUAAGUAUGAAUAUAAAGGAACUACGAAAUGAAGUUGCCAAGGAAUCUAGUGCGAGACAGCAGCUCGAAGAAGAAAUUAAGAAGCAGGCCAUUGAUCGGAAAAACGAAGAAACGGCUCUUGAAACCAAACUGGAAGCCCUACGAAAGAAGCUACGCACGACAAAGGAGAAAUUAAAAGUUGCUCAGGAUGAACUACAGCAGCGUGGCUCUUUUACCAAAGACGAGGAUAUGAACGAGGCUCCCCUACGAUCCAAUGGAAAUACUCGGCAACAAGGCAGUUCCAAUUUCGAUACAAUGACAAUUGAUACUCCCGGCGGUGUCCAUAUGUCGCGCAACACCAACAAGCCCACGGCGCUCCCUGGAUAUAAAUCCGCAUUCUCUAUUACUCCUUUCCUCAGUCGUACCGGGGCUCCUCCUGACUCCCCGGACUCGCCGGAUUCUGCGAACGAGACGAGUAGGAGGCUCGCAAGCGACAUGGAUAAUGGGGAUGAGGAUAUGCCUGAUACAGACAAUGAUGCUAGCAGCAUCCACAAGCCUGCUCGUAAAGCGUCUGGUGCUAAGAAGCGCUCCGGUAUGGAGCGCCAGAGACCAGUUUCGAACGCAACGAACGCAACUCAGAAUGCGAGAUCAGCUAAUAACCGUGGUGGUAGUGUAGCCGCACAACCUUCAGAUGCCCAUGUUUCAUCCAAUGAAACAUCCAUGCCAAAGCAAAUAAAACCUAGAAAGCGCAAGCUGCUUGGUGCGCACCGAGGUGCAACUCUGUUCGACGAAGAAGAAGAAGAUGUGCAGGAGAAGAGGAAUGUCUGGAAAAGCGCUAUUGGAGAAAAACGGACCCUUGUCCCUGGUCCCUCAAAAAAUCACAGCAGCUCUGGUAUGGGACCCGACAUAGAUGGGACCUUGGGACCUUCAACGGGAUUUUCACCACUGAAACGUGACAGAAGAAGGCUGUAACUCCUUCUGUAUGCGUGGUUCUGUCUGGCAUAUAUCGGUUAUUCUAAUGAAAGUAAUAUAUGCUCGACUGACUGACCGCAGCAGUCUAUCUAACUCUGUUUGUUGCUCUGUUUGAUACACAAUAUAUGUGCUCUUAGUAAUGGAUCAUGUUGGAGUUUCCUUCUCAAUUUAUUUGAUAUACCAGAGUAUUAC